Entelurus aequoreus (snake pipefish) is the source of this 7315-nucleotide messenger RNA. It is a transcript of the gene zbtb40, whose product is annotated as zinc finger and BTB domain containing 40. NCBI's taxonomy places the organism in Eukaryota, Metazoa, Chordata, Actinopteri, Syngnathiformes, Syngnathidae. The transcript has 12 exons. The record is from RefSeq and is a predicted model, not a curated record. Bases 203 to 2626 code for a protein of 807 amino acids. Gene Ontology annotation, cellular component: nucleus. Gene Ontology annotation, biological process: regulation of transcription by RNA polymerase II. Gene Ontology annotation, molecular function: RNA polymerase II cis-regulatory region sequence-specific DNA binding; protein binding; DNA-binding transcription factor activity, RNA polymerase II-specific.
AAUUCUUAAACAGGUUUAAGGGAAGAUAGCAUUAACGAGAGGGCCAAAAAAAAAUAAUUAUUGAGCGGAACUGUCACCAUUUUGUGCUGCACCGACUGUCGCCAUGUUCAAAACGGCGAAGCUUUAUUGUGCGUCUAGGAUUUGUCCAGCAAUGCUUUUUAAAUAAAGAAACGGCUUGUUUGAAUAAUUCCAGGCAAACAACAUGAUUGAGCUUCCCAACUACAGCAGCCAGCUGAUGCAGCAGCUGUGGGCUCUGAGGACGGAAGACCACUUUUGUGACUGCACUAUUCUUGUAGGAGGCAACCCUCAUCGUGCACAUAAACUGCUGCUGGCUGCUUCCAGUAUGCUCUUCAGAUCACUGCUGCAGAGUUCUGACACAGUCUCCAUUGACACAGCGUUGGUCUCCUCGCAGGAGUUUGACUGCCUGCUGGACAUGGUCUACACGGGCAAGCUGCCUCUCGGCAAGCACAACGUGAGCCGGAUCAUCGCAGCCGCAGACAGCCUGCAGAUGUUUGACGUGGCUGUGAGCUUUAAGAACGUCCUCACCAACAUCAUCAACCACCAGCCGUCGCCCUCCUCCACCUCCCUGACCUCCACACACAUCACAACCUUGCCCUCAACCAACAAACUCCAAAGUGAGAGUUCAAACAGUCCAAAUCCCGAUGCUGCAGCUUCACCGUGUUCAGAUGCGUCAGUUGAAAGUGCGAUGAAAACAACGGAGAAAAAUGACAGUGGAGAGGAGCCCUCAUGUAAAAAAGUCUGCCAGGAGCUUUCAGAACCCUCGGCGUCUGAAGAAAGUGUUGCACAUGCAAGUGCAAACGAGGAGUCCACCAAGUCCACGCCUGCUUGUUUGCAGUUGAUGGAGCUCCUCGCUAACAUGCCAGAUGUUGUCCAGCUGCUAAGCCAAGCAGCUCACAGCUGUCUGGAUGAAGGGGAGAGACAGCUUGUGAAAGAGUCAUGUGACCUUUCGGAUGCCAAAUCAGCGGUGAAGAAGUUGAUGAGCGACGUGGAGAAGGGACUCAUCGGCGAGCACGCUCUCCUAAGGCUGCUGCUCUGUGUCCAGCAGAAAGCUCCGUCCUCCUUCCCUGAAAAGCUGCUCUCUCAGCUGCAGGACACAGACAAAACCGCUCAAGGGCCAGACGGACACCAGAUUGAAGCCAAGGAGAACAGCACAAGUGACAUGAAGACUCCUGACGAGGAAGAAGAAGACGACGCGUCCGCUAUAUCUUCCAAGCCGUACUGCUGUCACUGGUGCAAGAAGACUUUUGCCUACAAGUGUCGACUGCUGGCCCACAAGAAGCGAUGCACCAAGUCUGGGGACGCCCAGCUGCAGUGUCCACAUUGUCCCGACAAGAUGGCCAACCAGCGCGCUCUACAGCGCCACCUAACUGAUGCUCACCCCAACAGUGACGGAGCCCAGAAGAAGAAGAAGACAAGCUGUAACCUCUGUGAACGGACCUUUGCGCAUCCAUCAGGUAUGAUUUACCACAGGCGGACGGAGCACUUUGACGAGAAACCGUUUGCUUGCAAGACAUGCGGUGCCAGGUUUUCUGCCACCUCGUCACUGAAAAAUCACAUGCGGCUGCACACGGGAGAGAAACCAUACCGCUGUAAACACUGCGACAUGAGCUUCAGCGUGACGGCGGCACUGUCGUACCACACCAAGAAAAAACACUCCGAGGGCAAGAUGUACGUGUGUCAGUAUUGCAAGGCUGUCUUUGCCCAGUCCAUCGAGCUGUCGCGACACGUGCGAACACACACUGGUGAUCGCCCAUACGUGUGUCGGGAAUGCGGUAAAGGUUACAUUCAGGCCAGUGGAUUGACUGCGCACCUGCAGACUUUUCAUAACAUGCAGCAUCCUCUGGACUGUCUAAAGUGCUGCCUCAGCUUCCAGACUUUAGAGGAGCACCAGAAGCACGUAGAGGAAUUCCACGUGAAGGAUUUCCACAAGUGUUCCACCUGCAACAAGGUGCUCACCAGCACCGUCCUGCUGGAAAAACACAAGACUCUACACACAGGAAUCAAACCCUUCACCUGCAACCUGUGCAACAAGUCUUAUCAGCAACUGUCUGGGCUGUGGUACCACAACAGAACCAAUCACCCUGACGUAUAUACCAGCCAAACGCGACAGCUGAAGACUCUGGUCCAGUGUGAGACCUGUUUCCGAUUCUUCCCCAGUUCCGCCAGCUUGGCCAAACACACACAAAGUGAACAUGAAGGUCUCGCAGCAUCUUCCGUACACUGCCCGCAUUGUCAAAUUGUGUUUGGCGAGCAUGAUGAGUUGCAGGAACAUAUCAACUCCCAGCACACCAAAGGUGUCAAUCGAUGGAUCUGUCCACUGUGCAACCUUGUUAGCGCCUCCCACUUGCAGCUGCAGGAGCACCUGUCUUCUCACAUGGACGCACAGCAAGAAAGCAAGGAGGAGCAAACUGCUACAACACACAAGGCAACAUCUGAAGAGCAAGCAGCAGGUGAUGGCUCUGCUGAACACCCUCAGCUCGCUGUCACCCAACAGGUGUUUGUGGCUGUAGACAACCCAGCAGAGGUGGUGGAGGUCAACAUGUUUGACCUCCUGAACAAUUCUGUCACCUUCAUCUGUGAAGACAAAACACCCGAAACAUCGUAGAUCAUAGCAGCCUUUUGUCAGGAAACUCCUUGCAACAUUUAUUAUAUUUAUGGAUUUGCCCCCUCAGCAAAUAUUCUUCAAAGCAAGAAAACUAAGACUACGUUUACACUGCAGGCCAACGUAGAUUUAAAAAAAAAAAAUCUGAUUGGCAACACUAAAUGUCUGAAUGUUGUCUGUCUGAGGGUGUACUCUGCCUUCAGCCCGAAUGCAGCUGGGAUAGACUCCUGCACCCCCUGCAACCUCCAGAGGGACAAGCGGUAGAAAACGGAUGAUUUUUCCAGUUGUCUGUUUACGCUGCAAGUAAAAUGUGAUCUUUAUCGGACUGUAAACUGGCACAGGCCCCAAUGUGGCCUCGACGUCACUUGCAUGCGCAGUUGGAUAAAGUGAAAACAAAGGACGUUGACCAGAUUCCCUAAAUGAACAAGGAAGUUCAACCCAAUGGGAACAAUGAGAAACCUCGGAAGGGACCGCAGAUGUGAGGUUCCGACUUGGAACAGCUAGCGCCUCCUCAGUGGAGGCUGAUCUGUGGUCAGCUGAUAACCUCUCCACGCAGGAGAGGGGGGCAGAGCAGAAAAGAGAGACAACAGAUCAACUGGUCUAAAAAGGGGUCUAUUUAAAGGCUAGAGUAUACGAAUGAGUUUUAAGAUGGGACUUAAAUGCUUCUACUCCUGUCGUGGCCUGAAUCUGCUGCGAAAAGAGCAGAUUAGAAGCUCUCUGGAGCGAUGUGUGUCACUUGAGGGAAAACAAAAUCUGAUUUGGUGUGCAGUGUAAACGGGCCUUUAUGAACAUCCAGUUUGCUCUCCAGUCUUUUGAAGCUAGUAAUUAGUCUACUAAUAAUAAUUAGGCAUGUGAAUUAAAACAAUACAAGUCCACACUUGUAUUCUCAAGUCCAAAUACACAAAUAGUUUUUUUUAUAUUUAAAUUCCUAAAAAAAACAAUAGGAUUACAAUAAAAGAUGUGAUAUAAGUGUAGAUUUUAAGCUUUACGGAAAAAUAUAAUUUUUACUAAUAAAUGUAUCAUUUAACUUGAGAAAUAAUUGUGAUUCUUUCUUUUACAGGGGAACUGCCCUUUUUGUGGAUUUGUGCCUAUCAUUCAAAAUCCUUUAGUGAGACAAGAACAUGCUUUUCUUUUUUUAUGCAUUAUAAAAAGUAAAUAAAUGCGAUCAAAAGUCUACUUACAAUUCAGCCUAUGGGAGCCACUGUAUUCUGCCUGUAAAUCCCUUAAAAGAACAUCCAAACACCUCCAUUAAGGUUUUAUAUACAUGAUGUAAGUAUAUAUGUAAUGUAGUAACAGGCACAUUUAGAAUAUUUACGUAUUUUCAUAAUUUUAAGCAUAUGCAUGAAUUUAAAAAACGAAUCACAAUGUUCACUUUUUUUCCAACAUCAUCACUGAUCACUACUCACCGCAGACUUUAAAGGCCAACACAAAUACGGUAAUAAAACAUCACUUACUGUACAAUGUCUGCUGUCAUCAGGAUGCUGACUGAGAUCAUCUUAUUUUAUUCCCGUUUUGAUAAAGGAUGACUCAAAAAACGGGUGGAACAAAGCGUGUUUUUCGUGUCGUUCUUGCCAUAUCCAGGUCUAAAUUGGCUGUCAAAGUGUACCAACUUGUCGGAAUACGCCAAAAGAAGCAGCUCACCAGUCAAUGAAGUCAACAUAGGCACUAAUACUACAUGCGAGUGACCACAGCACCUCUAUAAAUAGUUCGCCUGCAUGAGCGCUUGUAAUAACGAUAUCACAAAUACUUGGUUAAUAUUCAAGUGACGAAAUGUAAAUGGAGUAUUUUUGGUGCUUUUUGCACUUUUCUUUAAUUGGGUUUAAUGGGCAGAAUAGAGGAUUGGCUCCAUUGUAAUCACACUUUUAUUUACAAAUUAGAAUGCAUUAAAAAAAUACAUCCACCAUAAUGUUUCUCAUUAUGCUUGUGAACAAUAGGCAAUUGAUUAAAUUGAUUAACGUGGACCCCGACUUAAAGGCCUACUGAAACCCACUACUACCGACCACGCAGUCUGAUAGUUUAUAUAUCAAUGAUGAAAUCUUAACAUUGCAACACAUGCCAAUACGGCCGGGUUAACUUAUAAAGUGCAAUUAUAAAUUUCCUGUGAAACUUCCGGUUGAAAACGUCUAUGUAUGAUGACGUAUGCGCGUGACGUCAAUGGUUGAAGCGGAAGUAUUCGGACGCAUUGUAUCCCAAUACAAACAGCUCUGUUUUCAUCUAAAAUUCCACAGUAUUCUGGACAUCUGUGUUGGUGAAUCUUUUGCAAUUUGUUUAAUGAACAAUGGAGACUGCAAAGAAGAAAGCUGUAGGUGGGAUCGGUGUAUUAGCGGCUGGCUGCAGCAACACAACCAGGAGGACUUUGAGGUGGAUAGUAGACGCGCUAGCCGACGCUAGCCGCCGACAGCAUCGAUGAUCGGGUGAAGUCCUUCGUUGCGCCGUCGAUCGCUGGAACGCAGGUGAGCACGGGUGUUGAUGAGCAGACGAGGGCUGGCGUAGGUGGAUAGCUAAUGUUUUUAGCAUAGCUCUGAGGAGGUCCCGUAGCUAAGUUAGCUUUAAUGGCGUCGUUAGCAACAGCAUUGCUAGGCUUCGACAGGCUGGACAGCAUUAACCGUGUAGUUACAGGUCCAGUGUUUGGUUCGGUGUCUCCUGAUAGUAGUAUUGUUGAUCUUCUGUCUAUCCUUCCAGUCAGGGGCUUAUUUAUUUUGUUUCUAUCUGCAUUUAAGCACGAUGCUAUCACGUUAGCUCCGUAGCUAAAGUGCUUCACCGAUGUAUUGUCAUAGAGAUAAAAGUCACUGUGAAUGUCCAUUUUGCGUUCUCGACUCUCAUUUUCAAGAGGAUAUAGUAUCCGAGGUGGUUUAAAAUACAAAUCCGUGAUCCACAAUAGAAAAAGGAGAAAGGUACAAGGGCUCAUUGGAUUCCACACUAAGUUACGGUCAGAGCGAAAAAAGAUACGUCCUGCACUGUACUCUAGUCCUUCACUCUCACGUUCCUCAUCCUCGCUCAAAUUAAUGGGGUAAUCGUCGCUUUCUCGGUCCGAAUCGCUCUUGCUGCUGGUGUAAACAAUGGGGAAAUGUGAGGAGCCCUUCAACCUGCGACGUCACGCUACUUCCGGUACAGGCAAGGCUUUUUUUUAUCAGCGACCAAAAGUUGCGAACUUUAUCGUCGAUGUUCUCUACUAAAUCCUUUCAGCAAAAAUAUGGCAAUAUCGCGAAAUGAUCAAGUAUGACACAGAAUGGAUCUGCUAUCCCCGUUUAAAUAAGAACAUUUCAUUUAAGUAGGCCUUUAAACAAGUUGAAAAACUUAUUCGGGUGUUACCAUUUAGUGGUCAAUUGUACAGAAUAUGUACUGUACUGUGCAAUCUACUAAUAAGUCUCAAUCAAUCAAUCAAAAUUCCAAACAAGUGCAGUCCCCCUUUAAGUAGAUACAGUACUUUCCAUAAAAUACUGCAAUUCAAAUGAUCGUUCAAAAUUAUACAGAAUGUUUAUCAGUCAAUAAAGUGUUCAUUAUUUAUUGUGUUUUAGUUGGAGUAUUUGAUUUCUAUUAUGACAUGUGUUGGUUGGUUUGAUUAUCAUUAGUAACUGAUUAGUCAUUCUAUGACUCUGGAAGAGCACAUGCAGGGAGUAGUGUAGCUACAGUUAUGAAUGUUGACAAUAAAGUGCUAUUACUGUUGUUGUACACUAACUGUAAAUGAAGAUGUCAAUAUUUAGCUUUUUCCUGCCUUUAAUGCUUUCCAUCAGGAUGUGUUGCUCCUCGGCUGCAAUUCUCUCUCAUCCUCCCCUUCCGCUAGGUAGCUAAUAUGGCGACUAUUCAUGGUGUUAAAUGUUCAUCACUGUUUAUUCAUCCUCUGCUGAUAAAAUGAAAGCUGCUAAGUAAAAAAAAUCUCAUGACAGCAUCUUGGAGUGAAAUAUUCUGCUUGGUAGAUUAAAAACGUGACACUUUCAUUCAAUUGUACUGAUCGUGUACUGCAUUUAGUCCAGCAGAAGCAGACAUAAGUACUUCUUUGAACACAAUUAUGUAUUUAAAAAGACGGUAAAAGGUAGGGCUGCUAAACUUUGGGUGUCCCACGAUUCGAUUCAAUAUCGAUUCUUGGAGUCACGAUUCGAUUAUAAAUCUAUUUUUUUCCGAUUCAGCGCGAUUCUCGAUUCAAAAACGAUAUUUUUCCGAUUCAAAACGAUUCUCUAUUCAUUCAAUACAUAGGAUUUCAGCAGGAUCUACCCCAGUCUGCUGAUAUGCAAGCAGAGUAGUAGAUUUUUGUAAAAAGCUUUUAUAAUUGUAAAGGACAAUAUUUUAUCAACUGAUUGCAAUAAUGUAAAUUUGUUUUAACUAUUAAAUGAACCAAAAAUAUGACUUAUUUUAUCUUUGUGAAAAUAUUGGACACAGUGUGUUGUCAAGCUUAUGAGAUGUGAUGCAAGUGUAAGCCACUGUGACACUGUUGUUCUUUUUUUUUUUCAUAAAUGUCUAAUGAUAAUGUCAAUGAGGGAUUUAAUCACUGCUAUGUUGAAAUUGUUACUAAUAUUGAUACUGUUGUUGAUAAUAUUCAUUUUUGUUUCACUACUUUUGGAUUGUUCUGUGUCGUGUUUGUGUCUCUCAAUUGCUUCUGAGUGUUGCUGGGUCGGGUUUGGUUUUGGAUUGCAUUGUUAUGGUAUUGCCGUGUACUGUUUUGUUGGAUUGAUUAAUAAAAAAUAACAAUAAAUC